Triticum aestivum (bread wheat) is the source of this 908-nucleotide messenger RNA. RefSeq names its product eukaryotic translation initiation factor 3 subunit G. Bases 25 to 678 code for a protein of 217 amino acids. The record is from RefSeq and is a predicted model, not a curated record. NCBI's taxonomy places the organism in Eukaryota, Viridiplantae, Streptophyta, Magnoliopsida, Poales, Poaceae. Gene Ontology annotation, molecular function: RNA binding. The transcript is spliced from 3 exons.
AUCAACCGCUGGAAAGUCGAGGAGAUGGCCAGCCGCAGACAGCGGAGGAAGAUCGGCGAGAAGAAGAAGAGGAGAAAGACCAGAGCGGCUACGAUAAAGAAGAAGAUCGUCAAGAAGUCCUCUGCGCCAGCGCCGCAAGCCAUCGAACCCAAACCCUCUGCCGCGCGCACGGGGUGCAGAAACGGGCGGCAGGAGGGAACGGCGCCGGCCAAGGAGCAGGACGACAAGAAACAAGAUGAGCGCCGCCGCCGUGAGAAGAGGACAUGCGACCUUUGCGGAGUAGGCAGAAUCCACGAGAACGAUCACUUCUGCCCCUACAACUACAUCCACGGGCCUUUUAGCCUCGGAACAUGCAGAGAGCGGUGCCCCCCGGGGAGGCACCCGCUCUUGCUGGCCUCCGCCUCCGGCUCUGGGAGCCAACACCAGCUGCGCCGCCUCGUGCGCGUGACCAACGUGCCGCUGAGCGUGAUCCCCGGCGAGCACGAGUUGCGCGGGCUCUUCACGCGGUUCGGGCCGCUUCUCAUGGGCGACUUAACGAGCUCGAGGAGCCAUGACCCCGUGGGAUUCGGGUGGGUCGCGUUCGAGAGCCGUGAGCACGCGGAGGAGGCAAUCAACAAGCUCAACGGCCACCUCGUCGGUGACCGCAGGCUCCGAGUUGACUGGGUAUAUCCACGCUGAGACGUUUGAGAAAUAUAAUCCGUACAUGCAAUGUAUUGCGGAAUUUCCUUCACACAGUGGGAGCAACUAUAGCGCGUUCCCAAAGGAGUCACUAAUCAUCAGACGUCUGUUUUUUUAUUUGCUUCUGGCCUUUUUUCUUUCUUCUGAUUUGCGUUUUCACACGUGUCUAUAUUCAGUACUCAGUCGAAUUUGCGCCAGUCUCUUUGGCCCUUCUACGAUUUGCACGUCAA